This is a messenger RNA of Musca vetustissima, 1489 nucleotides long. RefSeq names its product spermine oxidase. The coding region runs from base 32 to 1489 and encodes 485 amino acids. Gene Ontology annotation, molecular function: polyamine oxidase activity. The transcript has 2 exons. Lineage: Eukaryota; Metazoa; Arthropoda; Insecta; Diptera; Muscidae. The record is from RefSeq and is a predicted model, not a curated record.
CGAAUACUGUCGUUGGUGCGUUAUUGUAUUGAUGGCAGAGCAGAUAGUGGCGAGAAAAUCUUUACAGAGUGUACGUAUUGUGGUUAUUGGUGCGGGACCGUCGGGUAUUGCCGCUGCCACGAAGCUUAUCGAUGCUGGAUUCCGCAAUGUUGUAAUACUGGAGGCAGAGAAUCGUAUUGGCGGUCGCAUUUACACUGUUCCGUUUGCCGACAACGUUGUUGAUUUGGGGGCCCAAUGGUGUCAUGGAGAGAAGCAUAAUGUCGUAUACGAGACUCUGCAAAAAGAAAGGUUAAACCUGGUCGAAAGUACGGGCGAUGUGUAUGAAGAUUAUAAAUGUAUACGCUCGAAUAAGGAGAUUGUUCCUGACGAUGUUGCCGAAAAACUUAAAUCAAUUGCAUUCAGUACAGUGCCUGAGAGACAAGAAGGCCUGGUAAACUAUGAGGGCUCGCUGGGGUCCUAUUUGACAGAAAAGUAUUGGAGUGACAUUUCUAAGCUGGAGCCCAAAGUUGAUCGAGCUUUGGCAAAGGAAUUUUUUGAAAACUUUAAAAAAUUUGAGAGUUCCGUGGAAGCAUCUGAUCACUUAUUUGAAGUGUCCGGCAAGGGGCAUUUGGAUUAUUGGAUAUGCGAGGGUGACCUCUUGCUAAACUGGAAGGAUAAAGGCUUCAAGACUUUCUUGGAGUUACUCUUAAAAUCAAGUGUGGAGAAGCCAUUUGGUAUACUAGAUGGUAGAAUUUUUCUAAAUCAAAGAGUUGAGCAAAUCGACUGGUCCAACCCCCACAACAUCAGAGUAAAGUGCUCGAAUGGAACUGUAUUGACAUCCGAUCAUGUCAUUUGCACCGUUUCGCUAGGAGUUUUGAAAGAAUUACAUGGUAAUAUGUUUAUUCCCUCAUUGCCAGUUUCAAAGGUAAGAUCCAUCGAAGGCUUAAAGCUGGGAACUGUAGACAAGUUCUUUUUAGAAUUUGAGAACCCUUUUGGGCCAUCAGAGUGGAAAGGAAUGUGUUUUCUGUGGCUGGAAGAAGACCUAGAAAGCCUUAGAGACUCCAAUUUAUUCUGGCUUGAAAGUGUGUUUGGAUUCUACCGGGUCUCCCACCAACCUCGAGUGUUACAGGGUUGGAUUAUUGGCCCCCAUGCUCGACACAUGGAGUCAUUAACCGAAGAAGAAGCACUUGGUGGAAUUUUGUGGCUACUUAGAAAAUUUUUAAAUUUUAAUGUGCCAGAUCCUGUCGGCUUCAAGCGCACUCAAUGGCAUGCCAAUGCAAACUUCAGAGGAAGUUAUACAUUCCGUACUAUUUUGUCCGAUGAGCUACGCACAGGUGCCUGGGAUUUGGCGGCACCAGUAACUACUAUACAGGGCCGACCGGUACUGCAAUUCGCGGGUGAAUCAACACACAAUCAUUACUAUUCGACCGUACAUGGUGCUGUAGAAUCAGGAUGGCGUGAAGCUCAACGUUUGCUAGAACUUUACACUAUGAUACCGUCUCGUCUGUAG